UCCCCGAAAUUUGGACAUCGUGCCCGGCUUGCCUCACUUCCGGCUCAUGGCGUGCCUUUUUGGCAAAUCCGCGGAGGGUGACGACGAAGAGGCGGUGCUGAAGCUUCCGAACGGGAAGGAGCACCGUAUCAAGGUGUUGAAGCCGACGAGUGGGGAAGACUUGUUCCUCGACAUCCGUGACCUUCACAGGCUCACCGGGUACUUCACCUUCGACCCGGGCUUCACGUGCACGGGCUCGUGCCUCUCAGCCAUCACCUUCAUCGACGGGCCCAAGGGCAUCUGCCUCUACCGGGGAUAUCCAGUGCCGGAGUUGGUGGAGCAUGCCCAAGCUUUGGAGGUGGCGCAUUUGCUGCUGGUGGGUGAGAAGGCCACAAAGGAAGAGUACAAGUCCUUCAAGCGGGAGAUCCAAAAGAGCAUGCUGGUGCACGAGAAGGUGAAGGCAAUGUUUGCCAACUUCACCAUCAACGCCCACCCCAUGGCGAUCAUGGUGGCCGUCACGGGCGCUCUCAGCUGCAUUUUCAGCGAGCUGGACCCCUUCGAUGAGGCGCAUCGCUGGCUGGCCUGCACCCGCCUCAUCGCGAAGGUGCCGGUCCUCGCCUGCAUGGCCUACAAGACCUCCAUAGGUCAGCCACUGAUGUACCCUCGUGCUGACCUCUCCUAUGCAGAGAACUUCCUGUACAUGAUGUUUGCCACGCCCAUGGAGGAGUACAAGGUAAACCCGGUGGCCGCCAAAGCGAUCAACGCCUUCAUGAUCCUCCAUAUGGACCACGAGCAGAACGCCUCCACCUCCACGGUGCGCAUCGCCGGAAGCUCCCAGGCCAACCCCUACGCCUGCAUCGCCGCAGGCGUUGCAUCCUUGUGGGGCCCCGCGCAUGGCGGCGCCAAUGAGGCGGUCAUCACAAUGCUGGAGCAGAUCGGGACCCGCGAGAACGUGGGCAAGUUCAUCGCCGACGUCAAAGCGAAGAAGGAGGGUGUGCGCCUGAUGGGCUUUGGGCACCGCGUCUACAAGAACUAUGACCCCAGGGCCAAGGUGAUGAAGGGCCUCGUGGCCCAGGUGCUGAAAGAGCUGGGGGUGGAUGAUCCGCUGCUCGGCGUGGCGCAGGAGCUUGAAAAGGCCGCGCUGAGCGACGACUACUUCGUGCAGCGGAAGCUGUACCCGAAUGUGGACUACUACUCGGGGAUCAUGCUCCGGGCCAUCGGCAUUCCUACCUCCAUGUUCACGGUCAUGUUUGCCAUGUCGCGGACGGUCGGCUGGGUAUCUCAGUGGAAUGAGAUGGUCGCGGAGGGCCAGAUGCGCAUCGGCCGGCCACGGCAGCUCUACGUGGGACCCCAGGAAAGGACUUGGAAGCCUGAGGACAUGUCGGAGGAGAAGAGCCCAUCACAAACAGUGGUGAACUUCGCACCACGGAGAUCCUCCUCUUUCUCCAAGCGCGUACCAGAUGUCUCAACCCGCUGAGCUUUGCAGACCUUCGUUUCCACUACUUGGCUCGGUCUUUUGGCGGUAAU
This is a messenger RNA of Effrenium voratum, 1506 nucleotides long. Lineage: Eukaryota; Dinophyceae; Suessiales; Symbiodiniaceae. The record is from the annotation of a GenBank genome assembly.